UCCAAAAUCUCACUUUACUCUCUUUCUCUCUCGCUCCGUUUUUCUGUAUCGGAACGGAAAGGAAAAGAAAGUAAGAGAAGAAAAAAAAAAAAAAGAAGGAAAAAAAAACCCUAACGUUUUGUUUGUUGCUUGAGAAAACCAGCAUUUAGGUUUGAACCGUGUUGAAUACGCUUCGAUUGGAGGGUUUCUAGGGUUUCGAUGGAGUGAGAGCGUGCAAGAUCUGCAAGGAGAGAGAGACUCGAAACACGUCAACAAUGGCUUCGACGGAUAAGGAGCUGGAAGAGCAGCUUCUAGAAGCUGGAAACAAGCUCGUAGAUCCUCCUUCCUCCGUCGACGAACUACUUCCUCUUCUAGAUCAAGUUGAGAGUUGCCUUUCAAAGGUUGAACAGUCACCUACUGAAUCCAUGCAAAAUGCACUCUCUCCGUCAUUGAAAGCAUUAAUUGCUGAUAAACUUUUGAGGCAUUCGGAUGUUGAUGUCAAAAUUGCAGUUGCCUCUUGCAUCAGUGAGAUAACAAGAAUCACUGCACCUGAUGCUCCUUAUGACGAUGACCAAAUGAAGGAGGUCUUUGGAUUAAUUGUAUCUUCAUUUGAAAAUCUUUAUGAUAAGUCAAGCCGAUCAUAUGCAAAGAGGACUAUGAUUCUUGAGACAGUUGCUAAAGUCAGGUCAUGUGUGGUAAUGCUUGAUCUUGAAUGUGAUGCCCUGAUUUUGGAGAUGUUUCAGCAUUUCUUGAAGACGAUAAGGGAGCAUCAUCCAGAGAAUGUUUUUUCAUCCAUGGAAACUGUAAUGACCCUUGUUCUAGAGGAAAGUGAAGAUAUAUCACUGGACUUGCUCUCUCCAAUCUUAGCCAGUUUAAAGAAAGACAAUGAGGAAGUUCCACCAAUUGCUCGAAAUUUGGGGGAGAGAGUUCUUGAAAGUUGUGCAACCAGGCUUAAACCCUAUAUAGUGCAAGCAGUGAAAACCUUAGGCAUUUCUUUGGAUGAUUAUAGUGAUGUGCUUGCUUCGAUAUGUCAAGAUACAUCUGGUAGCGUGGAGCAAAAUGAUGUAUGUGCUACUAAUGAGCACGUGGAAGACGAGAGCAAAUCAGAAAAAGAGCCACUGGAGGAGUCAGCUCAGGUGGUUAGAGAGAAUGCAAAAGAAACCACACAACCUCAAGAAGAUAAUCCUGUUGGUGACAGAUCUCCUAAGUCAGUCAUGAGCAAUGGCGUUGCACAGGCUGGAGAAGAUGAUGCUUUGGUAGAUUCGAAUUCCCAAAAGAAGCAAGACGAUACUGAUCAUUCCAUUCUGUCCAAAGGUAUUAAUUUAUCAGUUAAUGAGGAGCCCAAUGAUUUGGACACUGAAAAAGUUGGCAAUAGUGAACCAAAGCCUGAACAAGCCACCAAAAGGAAAGGAAGAAAACCUAGCUCUUUAAAAUUGGCAAAAUUUUCGGAGUCAUAUCUUGCUAAAGAGAAGGAUGCUGAGAAAAUGAUUGACUCCAAAAGCCAUAGCAAGGAUGUUCCCAGUUCUCCUCACGAGGACAAUUGUGCUGAGGCUGCAGGUCCUUCAGAGAAUGACAAUGAGGUUGAUACUAAGAUUUCAUCACCAAAAGCAGGUGAUGGUGAAUCUGAUGUUGUUGCUUCUCCUUCACCAAAUGAGGGUAUCCAUAAUGAAAAACGUUCAAAGAAACGUGGACGAACAAAAAAGAAAGAUAGCUCUGCGAAAGAAGUGGCUGCUGAGGAUGUUUUGAAAAAGUUGUCUGAAGGAACUAGUGAUUCAGAAGCAAAACCUAUUAGUUCGUCCAUGAAAAAGGGACUUGGUCGUAGUUCUGAUGUGAAAAAGACUGUGGUAGAUGUAGUUAAAAUGGGAAGCAGCUCUACAAGUGAUCCAGAUGCAGAGAAGCACACAGCUAAGAAAACAGAAGAAAGAAACAAGGGUGGUGGUGGAUCCUUUUCGAGGCAGUCGGAGGACAAGAAAAGGAAAGGGAGGGGGAAAGCUAACUCUGAAAAGGGUGUAGCAAAAUCUUCUGCUAAAGAUGAUGAUAAGGAAAUGAUGUCUUCGCCGAAGUCAGCUAUGAAAUCAACUAAAGAUGAACCUUCUGAGGAGACUCCUAAGACAAAUUUGAAGAGAAAACGCACAGGAAAAGAAAAUGAGUCUAAUACCAAAAAAUAUGGUCAAAAUCUUGUUGGUUCACGGGUUGAAGUUUGGUGGCCAGAUGAUCAAAUGUUUUAUGAAGGCACUGUUGAUUCUUUUGAUCCUGCCAUGAAGAAGCACAAGGUCUUGUACGAUGACGGUGACGAGGAAAUAUUAAAUCUUAAAAAGGAAAAAUGGAAAAUCAUUGAAGCUGGUGCUGAUUCAGAUGGGGAAGAAGGAAGUGAUCGCAGAAGUCCUGAUGCUUCCUCUGAUAAACCCCUAAAAAAGAAAGGGAAAACAAGCGCUGGUGAAUCAAAAAAGGAAGGAAAGAGGGAUUCUUCUUCUAAAAGUAUUGGAGGAGCCACACCUAGUAAAUCAAAGGGGGCACCCAUGAAGUCUAGUCAUAAGUCCAAAGAUGGCAGCAAAUCUGUUCGCAAAUCAAAAGAUUCCAAGACUGUUGGCAAAUCUGAGGAUGAAGUUAGCAGAAAAUCUAAGGAUCAUUCUCUCAAAAGUGGGGGCGGUAAAUCUAUUGAUGCUGCACAAAAAAGUAAAUCCAAGAACACUGAUAAUUCCAAGAUAAGCAAAUCAAAAGAUGAUGUUGGCACACCAAAAUCCUCUGUUAAGUCUAAGAAAGAAACUUCGAAGACUGAAAAGUCCAAGCAAGAAAAAUCUAAAGCUGCUUCUGCCUCCAAGGCAAAAUCCACUAAAAGCGGUGGGAAGUCUAAUGCGAAUGGCACUGGUAAGGUGAAAUCUCAUUUGUUGAAGAGAAAAGAUUCAGAGAAUGAGAACUCAGAGGAUUCAACAGAAGAGGUAGAAAACACGAAGGGUAAGACAUCAAGUUCAUUAAAGGCUGGAAGUGAGGUCAAGAGUGGAAAGAAACGUAGUCAUUUGUUUAAGACAAACGAUUCAGAGGAUGAGAACACAGAGGAUUCAACAGAAGAUGUAGAAGACACGAAGGGUAAGACAUCAAUUUCACUGAAGACUGGAAGUGAGGCCAAGAGUGGAAAGAAACGUGGUCAUUUUUUGAAGACAAGAGAUUCAGAGAAUGAGAACUCCGAGGAUUCAACAGAAGAUGUAGAAGACAUGAAGGGUAAGACAUCAAGUUCAUUGAAGGCUGGAAGUGAGGCCAAGAGUGGAAAGAAACGUGGUCAUUUUUUGAAGACAAAAGAUUCAGAGAAUGAGAACUCAGAGGAUUCAACAAAAGAGGUAGAAGACACGAAGGGUAAGACAUCAAGUUCAUGGAAGGCUGGAAGUGAUGCCAAGAGUGGAAAGAAACGUCCAAGGAACUAGUAGUUUUCCACUCUUACUGUUUAUUCCUUAGCUGCUUGCUCAUCUUCUGCUUAUCAGCAUUUUGGAUAUUCCUUUCUCCGGUCUGGGCCCUCUAUUUUAACGUGUGAUAAUCCCCUAAUUAUUGGUAGCAUUUAUUUGUAGUUAGUCUAGUUUAGCUUUAGUAAGGGUAGUAAGGGUCGUUCUUUCCCCGCCCCAAUUUCUAGGUGGAUUUUAUGUUCAGGUGACUGAAGAAAAACUUUUGGUUAGCAACCUUGAUUAAAGAAUGUUUUGGCACUCCCUGAUAAUGCAGGUUAACAUAACUUCCUAACCAUUCGACUUUAUCGAAAGUGCGCGCUGCACAGUAUACUACUUGGGGCACUAGCUGCGUGGGUGG
Messenger RNA from Gastrolobium bilobum, 3771 nucleotides. Its product is annotated as sister chromatid cohesion protein PDS5 homolog C-like. The coding region runs from base 255 to 3398 and encodes 1047 amino acids. The transcript is spliced from 14 exons. Gene Ontology annotation, biological process: DNA repair; mitotic sister chromatid cohesion. Gene Ontology annotation, cellular component: nucleus; chromatin. The record is from RefSeq and is a predicted model, not a curated record. NCBI's taxonomy places the organism in Eukaryota, Viridiplantae, Streptophyta, Magnoliopsida, Fabales, Fabaceae.